AUGGAUUACGGGGAUUCAUCAUUAGACUCCUGGUUUGAUUGCACUCCACAUCGAGGUCCGGUGCCAUUCCGACGACAACAUUUGGAGCCGUACUUUGUUCCACAAUGGAUAGGAAAUGAGAGGAGCCGUAUACCAUGCGGAGAGGCAUCCUUCCUAGGCCAUGUCGAUUGGUUGCCUGACGGGUACUUGAUCGACCACCUUUACGACAACUGGGCCAAUGAUUAUACCCAACCGCAAAGCGCUGGGCCAUGGUGUUCUCCAGGUAGUCGACGUGAUAGACCCCAUGACGUUCAUGGCAACCAUAUACACCAUGGCCCGGUUGAUGAGGCAAGGCCUAAUAAUUCUAAUGAUCCUUACUUAGCAAAUAAUGUGCGAGAGACCGAAAGGUGUGAUCUCCAGGAUAAUCUACAGUCGAAACUCUACGCUAAAGGCGGGGAUGAAUCCCUGCCACUUCCUCGAGUCCAAGACGCCGAUCUAUUUAAAUCUGCCUACGAAGUACUACAAAAGUGUAUAGAAGAUCUAAAAACAGAGCACGAAAGAAUUCGUGACGAACGCGUGAAGCUUGAGAACCUGCAUAAUGACUUCGAGUUUUGGCUUCAAAAAUGCAGUGAAAUUAAAUCAAACUACGAAAGAGGACGCAAAGGUGCUUCUUCUCGCAGAAAAGAUCAACGUAAAAAUUGUCCCGGUAGGGAAGAACUUGGGUCAGAUGCUUCUGAACAAACACUUCAAGAGGUACACGACGAUGAGGAAGUUGAAACUGCAUUCGAACGAUAUAACGUUAAGUGGUUACAAGCACGUAUUGCAGAAGUAGGAGAUGCUGAGAUUAUCGAUAUACCGUGGCCUACUCAAACAUUGGAAGUGGGUGGGCUCUCAGACAUCCCAGUUGAGUUGAGACAAUGUUUUCGGCACCCAGCAAUCCAUGCACCUGAUAAGUCCCAGCUACGACAAUGGAAUGCAUUUAAGUUCUUUCUUGAAUCAUUUGGUCUUGUACCGUGCAAGCCAGACCACUACUGCGGCAAAACAAAUCUGUGCGUUGACAGCCAGUGCCAGCUAAAUUUUGAUAUUCGGUUUAGGGGCAUGUGGGAACUCUCACGGGUACAGGAAUUGAAAACACGGCUACGGGAGGAGAAAAGGCGAUGGCAUCCCGAUGGUUAUAGAAGAAAAUGGCAGUCAAAAUGGAGGCCGGCAGAAGAGGAAGAAAGUGCAAAGGCGGUAUUUAAUGCUGUUGUUCGAGCUUCAUUUAGUUGUGAUAGCCUGUUGAGGCAGAACGGCGGACUUGGCUCGUCCGGAGUUUAA
Messenger RNA from Ophidiomyces ophidiicola, 1296 nucleotides. RefSeq lists its product as uncharacterized. The transcript has a single exon. NCBI's taxonomy places the organism in Eukaryota, Fungi, Ascomycota, Eurotiomycetes, Onygenales, Onygenaceae. The record is from RefSeq and is a predicted model, not a curated record. Bases 1 to 1296 code for a protein of 431 amino acids.